CGAUGCCAGAGCAACGUCUUGUUACCAACAACGGGCAGCCUAAUAAAGUCUCCGCUGCUUGUAUUGUACUCGAGGGUGACCUCCUUUUUGGUUGUCUCGCCGCUCGUCUUCCUGGAACAUAUACCGAUGUCGAAAGUUCGUUAGGCGUCCGCUAGGGGGACGCUUAGUCGACAGGAGGUCAUGGUGGUCGCUUUGGGCGGAGUGGCACCUGUGGUAAACUGUGAACUUGGAUAAAAUAACGCGAACGGCCGUAAACUGAACUAAGAUGCCAUGAGCUUUGGCUAACAUGUCUAAUAAAAGGUCAUCAGUCAUGCUGCUGGAUAUGUUUGGAAGUCGAGGUCGAAAGAAGCCGUCCAAGGCGGGCGGCGGCCAGCCCUAUCCAACACAACCGAGGCCCACGUCAGAAAAUUACUCUGCCGAGCCUGCGGUAGAGGUGUAUGUGAACAGCCUCAAUGAAGAGGAGGUGAACCGAGAGUUUGAACGAAUGCUGGAUGACAUGAAUCUGACCGAUGAGAAGCGGGAGCCACUGUUGAAUCGAACCCUUAUGGAGAAGCGGGAGAUGUUGUCAAUGCAUUUAAAGGGCACAGCGGCUGGUGGUAAGAGGAGUAGCAGAUAUGAGUCUGCUUUGGAUUACGUUAACUUCCUUAGCAGCGAAGGCACAUCGGCUGACAAGCUCUUCCGAGGUAUUGAAUCACUGCGCAUAGCCCUCACAAACAACCCCGUCAGUUGGCUAAAGGACUUCCUACAGGAAGGCAUGGACAAACUGCUGAAGAUUCUUCAAAAGUGUAAACUGUAUUCCAGAGACAAUCGGUAUGAACGAAUUGAGCAUGAAGUCAUUCGUUGUGUUCGUGCUCUGAUGAACAACACGCCCGGUCUGAAAUAUGUCUACGAGCACGAAACAGCCCUCACCAUUGUAUCGGCCAGCAUGGACGUGACUAAGCCUCACAUCAUGGUGGACGUAGUGAAACUCCUUGCUGCCGUCUCUAUAGUUCCACCUAACGGGCAUGAGAAAGUCCUGAAGGCUAUCACUGAAUGCGCCGAGAUGGAAGAGCGCGAAAGGUUUGCCCCCAUUGUGGCUGGUCUGGCGUGCAGGGACAACGAUUCUCUUAGAGUAGCAUGUAUCCAGCUUAUUAAUGCCCUAGUCUCUGGAACAGAAGACUUCGAUUUUAGGUUGCAUCUUCGAAACGAGUUUAUGCGCACUGGUAUGAUGGACAUCUACGAGAAUCUUAUGAACGAAAUCAUCGAAAGCCCCGAGCUUUCCCUCCAGCUGAAUAUCUUCAAGGAAACAAAGGAUUUUGAUUUUGAGGAGCUUUCGCAGAGAUGUGAAAGCAUCACUCAAGAGUGGAAUGAUGUCACCGAGUGCUUUCAGCUGUUGAAGAGUUCGGUGGCCGGCACACCGUGUGAAAUGUCCUUCCUGUCAAUACUGCAGCACUUGCUGUGCAUACGUGACGAUGUCAUUGUCAAACCUGCAUACUUCAAGCUCAUUGAAGGUUGUAUAUCUCAAAUUGUUCUGCACAAGAAUGGCUAUGACCCAGACUUCAGGCGGUUUGCACGAUUCCCGGUGGACAUUGACACUCUAAUGGAGCACAUCAUCCAAGGUUCGAGAAGUGAAGAACAAGAGAAUGUAGAGCAGUUGCAGAAGAAGCUAGAGGAAGCACUCACGCAAAAGCAGGAGUACGAGGCGAGGCUAGCCAACUACGAAGCUCGUCUUCGAGAUGGACAAGGCUUCCAGAGCCCCAACAGUGCCAAACUGAACGUGCCCCCUGGGCUGCUGCCUGGAGGUGGAGCACCCCCACCCCCGCCUCCUCCACCAUUGCCAGGAGGUGGGGGCAUUCCUCCACCACCCCCGCUUCCUCCCGGUUCCGGCAUCCCACCACCUCCCCCGUUGCCAGGCAUGGGUGGACCCCCGCCGCCCCCUCCCUUGCCGGGGAUGGGGCCUCCCCCGCCACCCCCACCUCCACCAAUGCCUGGGAUGGGGGGACCCCCACCUCCACCACCGCCGCCGGGCCUGAGCGCCAUGCUGGGCCAGAUGCCAAAUGGGGCCCUUCCCAUGUCGCCGAUCCAGCCUGAAUCCCUACCACACGGCAUGAAGCCCAAGAAGAAGUACACUGUUGGUACCACUCUCAAAAGGGCCAACUGGAAGAAGGUCAUGCCCCAGAAGAUCUCAGAAAAGGCCUUCUGGGUCAAGGUGCGAGAGGACGAACUCGAAAGUGAGGACAUCUUUGAAGGGUUGGUUUCCAAGUUCUCGUCAGAGCCACCCGUGAAAAAGGACAAGACGGAAGAGAAAGUGAAUGUGAAAAAGACAAAAGAACUCAAGGUUCUUGAUGGAAAGGCGGCUCAAAAUCUGAUGAUACUGCAAGGCUCACUAAAGAUGUCGGCAGCCACGAUACGAGACUACAUCCUGGAAGUGAACGAGGAACACCUAACAGAAGCUAUGCUGCAGCAGCUCAUCAAGAAUAUGCCAGAGGCUGACCAGCUGAAGAAGCUCUGUGAGCUCAAAGACAACCUCAGCGAUUUAGCUGAAGCGGAGCAGUUUGCUAUCACGAUUGGGAGCAUCAAGAGGAUUCACUCGAGGCUCCAGUCCAUCAGUUUCAAGCUUCGAUUCGCAGAAAUGGUGCAGGACUUAAAACCCAGUAUCGUGGCAGCCACUGAAGCGUGCGAGGAGAUCAAGUCUAGCCAGAAAUUUGCGAAAGUGUUGCAACUUGUCCUGCUGCUUGGCAAUUAUAUGAACACUGGUUCCAGAAAUGCACAGGCCAUUGGUUUCGACAUCAGCUUCUUGCCCAAGCUUUCAGGAACAAAAUCGCAUGACCAGAAGACAACCCUUCUCCACUUUCUGGCUGAGACGAUAGAGAAGAAGUUCCCCGACGUGUUGUCCUUUGGUGACGAGCUUAGCUAUGCAGAGAAAGCAGCACGGGUUUCUCCUGAUCAGUUGGAGAAAAACCUUGCACAGAUGAAGAAGUGCAUUGCCCAGCUGGGCACUGACCUCAAGACAUUCAAGUCCCAGGGUCCCAAUGAUCGGUUUGCCGAAGUCAUGAGUGGCUUUUAUGACCAAGCCUCACAAGAGCAUGAGCUGCUCUCGGGCAUGUUUGCGAAGAUGAAGAAGCUGUACGAGGCCUUGGCGGAGUUCUACGUCUUCGAGUCCAAAAAGUACACUCUAGACGAGUUCUUCACCGAUAUCAAGUCCUUCAAGGAACAGUUCUCGGCGGCGCACGCGGAGAACGUCCGGUUGCGAGAGCUGGAAGAGAAGCGGCAACGGGACAAAGAGGCGCGUGAGAAGGCUGAGAAGGAGAAACAAGAGCGGAUGGCCAAGAAGAAGCAGCUGGUUGACAUCAGCUCUGGUCAAGAUCAAGAAGGUGUCAUGGACAGCCUCCUAGAAGCAUUGAAAACGGGCUCGGCCUUUUCACAUAAGCAGAGACGACGACCAGCGAGGGGCGGAAAUGCAUCGAACAAGGCUCAGCUGACAAGGAGUCGCUCCCGAGGUGGAGCAGCCGUGUUUGGUGAUCCCAACUAUCUCGAAUGCCGGACGAUAACGCAGCAGAGCUGACAGCAACUGCUUUGCUCCUGACUUCUGGUGGCCAUCUUCGAGAGUUGUUUUUACCCGUGUUUUCUGUUUCACAUGACUUUAACACGACGUGAAUGCGCCGACGACAGAGGUUGCCCAGGAAGCUGCUACUACGCGUGCCUGGGAAGACGCACAGUGCGGUUGGCUCUACAGGAAUAACACGCUUUGCUUGGCUCUCUUCUUGUAUUGCUAGUUUUGUACCUAUUACUUUUUUUUUCUUCUCCGGUUUCGUUGAAGACAUCUCGUUUGUUGCUUCGCACCGAUGAAUUUGCAUUCGAAAUUUGAGAACAAAAAAGCAAAAGCAGGAACCCUGAAUGUACUCGCACACUUGAUUAUUUUUUUAUUAUUAUUAUUUUUAAAAAUUUUUUUGCAGUUUGCAAGUGUAUGUGUCAUAUGGGAAUAUGCCUUGUAUUAGAGCGCAGCAUCAUGAGUCUAAUCAUCUACAUUAUUUUUCAUGCAGUAUAGGUUCAGAGGAAUAUAGUGAAGUCUUAUCACAAUAGUUUAUAAGUUCACAUUCAUAGUUGGCAUUACUGAUUUUAUAUAGAGCUUGAAAAGGAUAGCUUACUUGCUUAUUAUAUGCAGUAGGCUAUUAUGCUUGAUACGCUGAAGGUGUGCUCUUGUGGUGAACAUUCCAAGAUGGCCAACAAAGAUUUAGCAGUGCCAGCUUACGCAGGCCGUGGGGAGGACAGCGUGAGGAUUUUGUCUUGUGUAUUAUAAGCUCAUGAAGCAAAAACACAAGUGAGUUUGUUAAUCGAUCUCUGGUUGUGUGCUAAAAUUUGCCAAAUAGAAAUGUAGUUGUGUCGACGUGCAGCACAAACACAUCGACAUUGACUUCUGAGUGUCUUGCGCCUAGUAUGUAGGCAGUUGCAGCACUGACUAUAGAGGCAUAUGUUAUGGUUAAAAAAAUAAAAGGGGAGGGGGAAAGGAUAAUGUCUGGAUUCAUUUUUAAAUGUUGCCAUUUCUCUGUCAUAAGAACUUUUUAGAUAGUUUUGCUAACCAGACUAAAUCUGUGGGAUAGCCACAUCGGCUGCCAGUGGCUACUGCUAUACAGCAUUGCUCCUUAACAUCUGCAUUACUGUAUGGCAAAUUUCCUGAUGAAUGCAGUAAAAUUAAGCAAAUUUCCCAACUGGCAUGGCAAGCUGUUUGUGAUAUCGCACAGUUAAGGUCGGAUCAGUGUUAAGAAUGCGAAGUGCUAAGCCUAGAAAGGAUUUGGCCAUCAUUACAGUUCUAUUGCAUUUUUGGGCUUUGUUAUUUAACUGCGACAUUUAACUGCAGCCGCACAGUCAAGAACUUCAAUUUCCAGGCACAAGCUACACUGCAGGCAGACAGUAACAAUUUUUUUUCUACUUUGAGGCUAUACAUAUUUGUACACUAAGUGACCUUCUCCUUUUUGUCAUUAUGCUUCCCGAGCCCUGCAAAGAGUGAAAAAAAAAAGACCUAAAAGUAAUGCAAAGAGGUUAGUCCUGGGGAAGCAGGUGCGUACCAUACAAGUUCGAGGCAUUGCUGAUAUAUGCUUCAUAAAGCUACUGCCCUUACAAGAUGCACUAGGGGUGAAUUUUAAUACCAAUGCAAGAUAUUUUUGUCCAUAAUGGCAAGGUGCGUGUCAUUGCCGCAGUGUUGUAUAAUGCCAGCUUUGGUUCACUUUAGUAUUGAGUAGUGGUAUGAAAGUGGCCUGUUUUCUCAGAAAGUUUAUAUUUUUACACUGGUGCCGUAGUUCAGAUUGGUCGUACUAAUGACUGAAAUGUAGUGGGGUGGGGGAUUGAAGUUGUCAUUUGCAGUUCACGCAGCCUUUUAUUCAUGUCAUUCCUGUGACAUAUUUGCCAAGCUUUUUGGCCAUAAUGUGAAGUCUGUGCAUAGUAGCUUUUCUUUAUGCUGCCAUGCCUUGUUAGUUGGCUAUUUUUCUCUAUAGCAUGGCUAUAUGGUAGUCUGAAAGACUUUUGUACACUUUUUUUUUUUCUAAAGAAAGUUACACCAUUUGAGGAGUAUCAUGCCCUCAAACGAUAAUCUUCGUCUGUCUUCCCUUCAUCUGUUUUCUUGAAAACUCUACACUCGCCACUUUUUUUUUUCAAGAAUACUGUCACGCUGAUAACGUGCAUGCAUGCUGUCCAUAACAUUGAAGCCCUUUACGUGUGGUCUUUGUAGAAGGAAAGCUAUGCAAGAUAAGCAACGAUUUUUUGUGGGCAACGUGAACCCAAAUGGUGCAAUUUUUUCUUUAGUGUAUAGAUUGUCUUGCUCCCUCUUGUUCUUACGCUGACCAAAACAUGGGUAUCGAAAUUGGCGGCAGUUUAAAAAGAUCAUUUUGCUCGCUUCUCAUGAACUUCAUCUGUGUCGUGUGGGUGUAAGUAACGUGCUGUAACGAAAGUGUAAAAUUGUUACAUGCUUGUACAUAGAAUAUUAUGUAAAUUUACGCUAUUUGCACGGUUGUGGUGCGAGUGCCUUACCCCGAUGCAGGAGCGACCACUCGUGACAAAGGUUCUCUUCUUGUAACAUAGAGAAAGUUGUGCAUAAUAAUGUUCAUACACGAUUUAGAGCAGUUUACACACUGCCGUGGGACCAUGCUUACAGGCAGGUCUUAUUGACAAGGCCUCGCCAAAUGCUGUGAUCCUGAAUGCAUGUGGUGUACAGAUGAAACAGUUUGUGUAAACGUGUAAAGAUGUAUGAAGAUUGCAAGUCUGCCCAGUCCACUUCAGAUUGCCUUUUUACUGGGCACGUCGUUACUUCCAGACUAAAAUGUGCACCAUGCUCAAGGGAAGUUUAGUUGUGAUAUACAAGACAUAUUUUUUAUAGGUGAGCACAAAUGCUACGGCCCUCGGAAAGAUGACGUGCCGUGCGUCAUAUUGUGUAUAUGACAGAUUGACUACACCCAAUCCAUGUUGCAGUAUGUUGUUGAGCAUAGCGGUGUCUAUUACGUCUAAGUUCUCUCCAUUUUCAUUUGUUAUCCUGCUAAAGCAUAGAGUACAAGGCACAAGCCGUGAGACUUCUCUGCUAGUUUAGGUACUUGAGCUUCACCUUACUUCUGCAAUGGCGGGUAAUGAGUUCGAUUUUGUUCAUUGCCCUCGUCUCGUCACACGCGCGCUUUAUUUUCAUUUGCUGUAACGUCUCACUGGAUGUCACAGCGUGCAUCCGCUCGCUGCAUUUCACGUGCAACUCCUAUCCCUGUGCUGGGUACCGUAAGGCACCCUUUCUUUUGUUUCACCUCUACUAGAACUUUAUAAGUGCAAACGAAAGCCUUGUUUUACUGAAGGGUGGCAUCAGAUGCUACAUUUUUCAGCAACGCACGUACUUCAUGGCGGGACAUUGCUCAAUGCUGGCAUAUGCUGUGUCCGUUUAUAGUAGAGAGCUUAGAUUCAUUAAAGUGCCAGUACCAUGCCGGUACAAAUAAAAUGAAUCUGUUGUUUUUA
Messenger RNA from Rhipicephalus sanguineus (brown dog tick), 6963 nucleotides. RefSeq names its product protein diaphanous-like (gene dia). Gene Ontology annotation, biological process: actin cytoskeleton organization; actin filament polymerization. The record is from RefSeq and is a predicted model, not a curated record. NCBI's taxonomy places the organism in Eukaryota, Metazoa, Arthropoda, Arachnida, Ixodida, Ixodidae. Gene Ontology annotation, molecular function: actin binding; microtubule binding; small GTPase binding. Gene Ontology annotation, cellular component: cytoplasm; actin filament.